UGAGAAAUGUCAUCUGACAUCUCAAAAUUUCAAGGUAUCUGUGACGGACAGACGACCGAUUGUUUUUUUUUUGCACAUUUCGCAUCAUUACAUUUAUCAAAUUUAUAUUUGAUUUUCCAGUGUAUUUUAAAAUACAAUUUGUAUAUAACAGAAAAGUUUUGUAAAGUGUAUCAGAUGUAUCUGUAAACAUGUUGUCAAGGUUUCAUCAUUAUCACGGUUCAAAUAUAAUUUUAUUCGAGGACAAUACCGUUGCUUAUAGGAAAGCAAGUUUCGCACACGGACUUACGUUUAGUGAAAAACCGUUAUUGCCUGGCGAAAUAUUUUUAGUGGAAAUUGAGAAAACUGAGCGGGGAUGGAGCGGUCACAUGAGACUGGGGUUAACUCUACUGCAUCCCCAAACAGCGGCAUUGGGUGACAAAGGCCUUCCGCAGUAUGCCCUACCAGACCUCGCAAACACCGGUUUGUCGUGGAUAUUCCCUAUUUCGAAGUCGCAAAACAAUGUCCUAGUUGAGCUAGUGAAUCAAGUUGCGAGCGGAAGGCGAGAAAGCGAGCCUCGCGUGUCCGUAUUAGGCGACGGGCAUGUAGUAAAAACGCCGCGCGGCUACAUAUCUAAAAUGGUGCUGAGACCGCAAACUGUGUCGCAGAACGGUGCGCCGCAAGGGAUAUUGCCAAUGGACGCUGGCAGUCGAAUAGGCGUCAUGUUUGUUCCAUGUCCAAAAACCAACAAAAAUGACCAAGACUUAGCAGAGAUGCACUUCAUUAUAAACGGCGAGGACCAGGGCCCUUGCACGAAAUCUAUUCCCUACACAAGAGGCCCAUUACAUGCUGUUGUUGAUGUGUACGGCACAACAAAACAAGUGAAGAUUGUUCAACUUUAUGGUGUGAAGACUCUUCAAAGUGUGUGUCGGGAUGCGAUAUUGCAAUAUGUGAACAAUGGUUCAGUGAAAUCACUACCUUUGCCAAAGAGUUUAAAAGAUUUCUUGCUUUCAUAAGAACAUUCUGGAAGCAUUGGGUAAUGACAAUAAUACCGCGUGCACAGUGUGCAGGACGCCUGAUGAAACUUGUGACGGUGGUGUUAUACAAUGGUGAUGUUUCUGUACUCAAACAGAUCUGAAGAUAAGUUAUAAUUGCAAUAAUAUUUGUUUUGUACUGUGUAAUAAUUCAUCUUCUACUAUCAGGAUAUUGGUUAUCCAAAAUGUGUUGGCACUAUUUGAUAGUCUAAAUAUAUACCCUAUUCACCAGAAAUUACAAUGCCUUCAGCGGAUAUUAGGUUGUACUACAAUAAGUAGAGAAAAUUCAACAAAUACUGCCCUUUCACAUUAAAUAUACACCAUUAAUUGAAGUCUAAAGUGAUUUGAGAAUACAAAGAAGUAAGUGAAUUGUCCACUGAGUUUUUAUAGUGACGGUUUUUAAGACAAUGUUGUGGCAAAACACUUGUGUGGUGCUUGUAAAAUAUGAACAUGAUUGGAAUCUUUUUGUGUGAUUUAGUAUUAAGAAAAUUCCUAAAGAUCUAUCUGGUCCCAAAUUCUAAUAUUUCAGUGUAGUUGCAGAGCUUAUUUCUACUGAGUUUUAAAGAUUUUUAUUCUGUUUAGUUGGGAAGAUGUUAAGACACUUUAUUUAGAAUUUUGUAAUUUCAUAGUUUGUUACUUGAUAGUCAAAGUAAGGCACAUGACAAUCUUAAUAUGAUAUUGUAUCAUUAGUUAUUUUUCAGUUGGAAAAUAGUCUAAUAAAAUGAUAUGUACUAUAAUUUUGUAAAUAAAAUAUAAAUAUUAAAUACUUCAAUUUUACAAUAUGUAUUGUAUAAUAAAUAAAUUGUGAUACUGUUCAUUUGUCAUUCCAUAAAUUAUUGGUUUACAAUUUAUUUUACAUUAUAAAAGUUACUAUGAUUCCUCAUAAAAUUCCAGUGGCCAAUUAGGUAGAAAAAAUCAGACCAAUCAGGAGACAGGUGUUCAAAUACCGCAAUACUCUAUUUAAUGAAUUGCACAUAGAUUAAAAAAUAUGCUUGAAUGCUUUUGAGAUAAGAAAAUAGGCUAUUGAAACAACCAACAUGUGUAGAAUUCCUGUUAUCUGGAUGUGCUCUUUAAUUUUCCUUUAAAUUGUUCAAAAACAUGUUUAUUUUUAAAGAGUGACAAUAUGUAUAUGUUUAUGCUUUAUCUGCAGGUAAUUUAAAAAGAAAACAGUCAUUUACAGUGCUUAAGGUUGAUUUUUAAAUUGUCAAAUAUAAGUUUUCACAUAAAUUAUAACCUGACUGAAUAUAGUGAGACUAUUGAACAACUGCAUACAUACUUACUAUCUGUCAAUUCUAACUUGUUUGUGUUAUUCUACAAAAGACUUUUAUUUGAUGAUUUAAAAAUCAGCUUACAUUUAAUUUGAUUUAUUAGAUCAAUUUAAUCAUAAGAAUGAGUCCAUUCUUUGUUAUUGUUAUCCUCUUGGUACUAUGUUAAUAAUAUUAUUGUUAAAAAAAUAUGGCAGCUAUUGAAUUAAAGUAAAUUUUAAUGUGUUGAUUGGCAUUGUAAAUGACGUGUUUUACAUCUUAGCAAGAUACAGUAUCCAUUUUUUGUUUAAUAAAAUGAUUUCGCCUGUCA
Messenger RNA from Manduca sexta (tobacco hornworm), 2585 nucleotides. Its product is annotated as neuralized-like protein 2. The record is from RefSeq and is a predicted model, not a curated record. The coding region runs from base 189 to 992 and encodes 267 amino acids. Gene Ontology annotation, biological process: intracellular signal transduction. Gene Ontology annotation, molecular function: ubiquitin protein ligase activity. The transcript is spliced from 2 exons. NCBI's taxonomy places the organism in Eukaryota, Metazoa, Arthropoda, Insecta, Lepidoptera, Sphingidae.